Molecule: messenger RNA, 2024 nt
Organism: Daucus carota subsp. sativus
Lineage: Eukaryota; Viridiplantae; Streptophyta; Magnoliopsida; Apiales; Apiaceae
Product: cation/calcium exchanger 5
Exons: 2
Coding region: 117-1739 (540 amino acids)
Biological process (GO): transmembrane transport; monoatomic cation transport
Cellular component (GO): membrane
Molecular function (GO): monoatomic cation transmembrane transporter activity
Source: RefSeq, a predicted model, not a curated record
ACAGAGAAUCACUAAAACAACAAUUAACAUAUGCUAAAUCAGAUCUAAAACUGAAGACAACCAAAACCACUUCAACUCAAACGCGGCAUCAAACAAAACACCAACUGAUCAAUGGCAUGGCACUCUCUCUCUACUCUCUACCCAUCUCUCUAACCAUCCUCUCCACUCUCCUCAUCUUCUUCAUCAAUCUCUCCAUCCCUCUCAAACCCCCAUCUCAACUCCCCCACAGACUCCUCCUCAACUCGCCCCACCAGUCCUGCUCCUCAAUUCUCGACACCCCCCGACUUUUCCGCUGCCAAUUCUCAAUCCUCCAUUGUUCUCCCUCGAAUGGCCUUAUCAAUUACUUCUCCCUCCAUUUCUGCGUCUUCAGAGAAACCCCAUUUGUGUCCAUCGCGUUUCUUGGGCUCUGCGUGUUGCUGCAGUUCUAUGUGCUUGUCAAGACGGCUCAAUCGAGAUUCUCUGUGGUGGUGACGAAGCUUGUGGGGCAUUUGAGCUUGAGUGAUUCAAUGGGGGCUGUGACUUUGUUGGCGCUUGGGAAUGGGGCGCCUGAUGUGUUUGCUUCUGUGGCUGCUGUGGGAGGGGGGCAAGCGAGAACUGGAUUUGGGGCAAUUCUGUCUGCUGGGACUUUUGUUUCGGCUUUCGUGGUGGGGUUUGUGGCGAUUUAUGCUGCUCCGUUUAGUGUUUUGCCUGGACAGUUUGUGAGGGAUGUGUUGUUCUAUUUGACUGCUGCUUUGUUUCUGUUUUAUGUGUAUCUUAGUGCGGAGAUUUAUCUUUGGCAGGCGGUUGGGUUUGUUGCAUUUUAUUUGUUUUUUGUCGGGGUUGUGUUUUGGAUGGAUUUGGGUAUGGGGAGGGGGAAAGGGAAGGGAGGUGGGGGUGAGGAUGUUGGCAAGGGUUCGGUGGAAGUUGUUGUGGAAAAUGUGAGGAGUUUCGAGGAAGGGAAGCCUAGGUUUGGGUUUGGGCAAGCGUUUGAUCAGGUGUCAAAGGUAUGGGCGGUUCCAGUCUCUCUACUUUUGAAACUGACUGUUCCCGAACCUUCACCUUCUGAAUGGAGCAGGUUCUAUCGAUCUGCCAACAUUGCGCUUUGCCCACUUCUCCUUUUGUAUACUUGCAAAUCAUUCAUGCCUUUAGAUCAUCCCGUCACGUUCCUUCUUCCAAGUACUCAUUUUCCUCUUUGGUCAGUUGUACUAAUUGGAAGCUCAUCUUUAGCGGUUCUCCAUUACACUGUCGAGAAGGACCCUCCAAAGAGUGAACAAAUGCCUAUAGUGAUUGCAGCAUUUGUCAUGAGUGUGUUCUGGAUUUCUACUGUAGCCGGAGAACUUCUGAACUGUCUGGCAGCUCUCGGGUCACUUCUCCAGUUGCCACCUGCACUCCUUGGAUUGACUGUUCUAGCAUGGGGAAAUUCAGUUGGUGAUCUUGUAGCUGAUGUUGCCGUCGCAAAGGCAGGCCAGCCGGCUAUGGCCAUGGCAGGGUGCUUUGCUGGUCCUAUGUUUAACAUGCUUUUUGGGCUAGGAACGGCAUUGGUGAUACAAACAGCUAGUGUUUAUCCUAAAGCUUACGAGCUACAUUUCCAUGUCAGUAUAGUCGUUGCUUUCAUAUUCUUGCUUUUAAGCUUGAUGGGUUCGCUCCUAGUAGUUACUUGGUGCAGGUUCCGUGUGCCAAGAUUAUGGGGAUUUUGCCUUGUCGGUCUCUACAUUGUAUUUAUAAUAGUGAGCCUGAUCAUUGCGAAAUUCUCAAUCUGAUAUGAUAAAGAGAGUGGCACCUGUAUACAAAUUGGUAUCAUAUUGAACCAUUAUUAUCAUCUGCAAAGUUAGCUGGUCAGCCAGAUUUUGAAUGCGGCUAAUUUUGUCCGACUAUCAGAGGACAGUAGUAUGAAUACUUACACGAAACUAGGUAGUUUAUACAUUUGAUAAUUUAAUUGUACUAUAUUGUAAUUUAAUUAUAUAUUAUGUUGCCAUUACUACACAAUUCAAAAAAUUUACAAUUUAGGGGUCUUGAGCUAAUAAUAUUGUUAUUUCUUUUUCUUC